CUUUAUCCGUCUGGCUUUGCUCUGUUGUGGAAGCCAUUUUGGGAUUUUCCUAGUAGUAAUAGCGAGUCAAGCUUGUAACUUUUGUCUGUUCCCACGAAUACCGCGGAAUUCGGAUCUGGUGUUGGGUUACACAGUUGUUUGUUUUUAUUUUUAUACAUCUGCCGUCGAGAUGCGGCGCAGAUUGUGCGCAUCCUUGAAGUGGAUUGUCAUUUCUGAACUGGACUAUCUUCAAAACAACAAGAGAUUAUAGAAACUGAUGGUCAAACUGACGAGAAAAAGAGGUGGAAAAGAUUUUCUCUGGAUGUUCAGCCUGUCUCUUGGAUACUGGAGAGUGGUUUUCUGGAUCUCCUCUGGUUUUGAGAAUGUCAGGACGUGCGUUUAGAGGAAAGCGUGGUCAGCAAAUUACCAUGGAUUUUUCCCGUCUGCACACGUACACUCCUCCUCACUGUACUCCGGAUAACACGGGAUAUACCUAUUCACUCAGCUCGAGUUACUCAUCUGCAGCCCUUGAGUUUGAGAAGGAGCACCAAAUCAAUCCCGUGUACGACUCGCCCAGAAUGUCUCGCCGUAGUUUGAGACUACAGACCAGCAGUGGUUUGUAUGGUGACAGCAGCUUCGCUGAGCUCACAAGCAAUCACAAUGUCGGCUCCUAUAAGCAGACCAGCACUAGCACCAGCACCGCCAGCAGCAGCAGCGUCAGCAGGUCUGUGCGGAGCAGGAGGCAGCAGCAGGGAUCAACCGUGUAUGAGUCUCAAAGUAUGUCUCAGAGCAUGACUCAGACUCCUCAGAAAGAGCAGACCCUGUCAGACCUGAGUUUCACCAGUACAGCUAGUGAUGCAUCUCUGAUCUCCAGCCUUCUGGAUCAGUCCACGCUCAGACAGAGCUCAACGACACACACAUACUCUGCACGGAGAAGAAGAACCGCUCACAGCUCUCUGUUGGAGAAUGGAGACGUCAGUAAAACAGAGGCACACGCUAAUCUGGCUAACGGCUAUAUUUGUAAGAACUGCUCGUUCCACGCAGACGAGAAGGAGGACGAAAUGGCUUACUCGACAGUGCCGUACUCGACAUCUGUGUCUUCGGCGUAUCAGACAGCUGCAGACGCCACUAUAACCACUUCUUUGAACAGUGUUGACAAAACAGCUCAUGACAGCUACUGUGGCAGUGUGAACGUGCGAGAUCUGGUGACCACAGACAGCCAUCUCAAUCUCAACGGCUCACUCUGUGAUGACUGUAAAGGAAAACAACACAUGGAAAUGCACACGGAGCAUAAACGCUAUUCCUACACCCACCAUGUAUACGCAGCCUUGUGGGCCCUUGUUUCUUACACAGGUUACGGGCUUCUGCGGGUUUGCCGAGGUUUCGGCUCAGCCGGUGCGUUUGUGACUCGGAAGCUGAAAUCCGUUCUGUGGUUGGCAGUGUGUUCUCCAGGGAAAGCAGCGACUGGCGCCUUCUGGUGGCUGGGAACGGGAUGGUAUCAGCUGGUAGCACUUAUGUCUCUGAUCAACGUCUUUCUUCUCACCAGGUGUCUGCCCAAACUACUGAAGCUUCUUCUCUUUCUACUACCAUUACUGCUGCUGUUCGGAUUGUGGUACCUCGGUCCGCCCAUCGCUCUGUCCUUCCUUCCAGCUGUAAACCUCACAGAGUGGAAAACAGCAGUCACCUCUUUCGCCUCACUUCCUUCACUCCCUUCUCUCCCGUCUCUUCCCUCUUUACCCACGUUACCUUCUUUCACAAAAGAACCACUGGUUGAAAAACAACACAUCCCAUCCCCGGUCAUCUCACAGUCUGCAUCAGAGUCCAUUAGCGAUGAGCGUUUGGCUCUGUUGGAGCAGCGUGUGGCGGCGCUGUGGGAAAGCAUCCAGAAGGGGGAGCUGAAAGCCAAGGAGCAGCAUGAGGAGGCCGUGGGUUUGGUUCAGGACCUUCAGAAGCAGAUAAACACACAAACCGACAGAGAGAGUCUCAGCCUGUGGGUCACUCAGCUCUUCGAGCCCAAAUUCACUGCACUCAAGGGAGAGAUGGAGAGAGUAGCUGUCAGCAGGGUGGAGACUGAGGAACAGCGUGUGCAGCAUCAGACGAGUCUUGAAGCUCGACUAGCCGAGCUAGAACUCCUACUGAAGAGCCUGAACUCAAGAACUGAGGAAAUUCAUCUAACACAACAGACUCCAGUACAGGCUCCUGUCAGUGCUGGAGUUUCUCAGGAGAAGCAUGAUGCUUUGCUCUUGGAGGUUCAGAGGUUGGAAGCCGAGCUGGGCCGCAUCAGAGGAGACCUGCAAGGGGUGAUGGGAUGCAAAGGGAAAUGCGACCGACUCGACACCAUACAUGAAACCGUGUCAGCACAGGUAAAAGAGCAGUUGUAUGCGCUGUUGUACGGUCGUGACAGAGGUGAAGCAGAGAUUCCCGAGCCCCUGCUGCCAUGGCUGGCAUCUCAGUACACGCGCUCCUCUGACCUCACCGCGACCCUUUUGACCCUGGAGCGCAGCAUUCUGGGAAAUCUGUCUCUGCAGCUGCAGGAGAGCAAACAGCAACAGUUCACAGCUGAAACAGUUACUCAGACCGUCGCCCACACCGCCGGUGCUGCUGGGAUGUCAGAGGAGCAAGUCCAGCUGAUCGUCCAGCGUGCGCUGAAGCUGUACUCUGAGGAUCGCACUGGACAGGUGGACUACGCUUUGGAGUCUGGAGGUGGCAGUAUCCUCAGCACACGUUGUUCUGAGACAUACGAGACAAAAACAGCACUGAUGAGCCUGUUUGGAAUCCCACUGUGGUACUUCUCACAGUCACCACGUGUCGUAAUCCAGCCGGACAUGUACCCAGGAAACUGCUGGGCGUUUAAAGGCUCCCAAGGUUAUCUGGUAAUCAGGCUCUCUUUAAGCGUGAUCCCGACAUCCUUCUGCCUGGAGCAUAUUCCCAAAAGCCUCUCUCCCUCUGGAAACAUCAGCAGCGCACCACGCAGAUUCUCUGUUUAUGGAUUGGAUGAUGAAUACCAGGAGGAAGGGAAACUGCUGGGUGACUACACCUAUCAAGAAGAUGGAGAAUCACUCCAGAUCUUCCCAGUUAUGGAGAAGAACGACAGGGCCUUUCAGAUCAUUGAGAUGCGAGUGCUGUCGAACUGGGGUCAUCCCGAAUACACUUGCCUGUAUCGCUUCAGAGUUCACGGCAAACCUCACACUCCGUAACCAGGCCCCGCUGUACAUUACUAUAUAACCCUUUAUGUACAUACAGGAAAUGCUCGGACACUGAUGCACCAUUGACAGAACUGGGCUUGCAAGCUACAUUUUUAAGACUUUAAUACGAAUGAUGGCCGAAACAGAGUUACGAGGAGCACAGCGGGAAAGAGCGAUGCGUUUAAGCUAAGGAUUCCCACUCAUUUCCUUCCCAAAUCCCUGUUCUUGCACUGAUUUAUGCCCUUUCAGCUGGGCCUUGUAUUAAGCUCCUGCCCCAUACGCUCUCACCCGUAGAGGUAUCUGUGCCUUCAGACAGAACACGCUUUUCUUAUUCUGUGUACAUUGUCUUUUUUUCCCCUUUGUUUUCUGAAUGUACAGAGAGGUGUGAAGUGCAGGACAAGCUCGUGUGAGUAUCCAAGCUUGACUUCAGCCUCGUCGACUAUUCACUGCCACUUUGAAUAGUCUGCAAAGCUAUAAGAGGAAGUGUUUGUUGGUUUUCAAAACAUUUACCACUGCUAAAUCUCACAAAACCUGAUGAGAAUAUGUCUGGGGCAUAUUUUAUCCCAAAAAUGAAUUCUGUUUUAGGGUUACUAUGAUUUAUUUGCAUUGUGACAUUAUCAUUAUUUUCUUAAAAACUAAGCAUUUUAUCUCCUAAAAUGAUAAUUAAGGGUAACUUUCUCAUUACUGUGAUGGGGGAAAAAAUAUUUAAAUAGUUUUUUUUUUUUGUUUUUUUUUUAAUAAUAGCAGUUGUACUGCUUUUCAUUUUUUUUUCCCCAUUUGAAAUUGCUAUAAUUGUAACAACAAAAAACAGUAAUGCAUAAAUAUUACAGGAUUUUAUAUAUAUAUAUAUAUAUAUAUAUAUAUAUAUAUAUAUAUAUAUAUAAAAUAUGUGUAUAUGUAUAAAUAUAAUAUUAUUUUAGUUUUGUUUUGUUUUUUUAAUUUUUAUUAAGCGAAUCCCAUUUUAGAGUUGCUAAGUUUUUUGUUUUUAGUUUUUUUGCAUUGUGACUUUUUGUUUUUUAAUUAUCAUUAAGAUGAACUUUCUCAUUACUAUAAUGGAAAAAAAUAUAUUUAUUUAAAUUGAUUUAAUUUUUUUUAAUGAUAGCAGUUGUACUGCUUUUUUUACCAUGAAAUUAGUUUUUAAUUAUAACAAAAAACAAUAAUGCAGAAAUAUUACAAUAUAUUACAAUAUUAUUU
Messenger RNA from Labeo rohita (rohu), 4358 nucleotides. It is a transcript of the gene sun1b, whose product is annotated as Sad1 and UNC84 domain containing 1b. Gene Ontology annotation, molecular function: protein-membrane adaptor activity. NCBI's taxonomy places the organism in Eukaryota, Metazoa, Chordata, Actinopteri, Cypriniformes, Cyprinidae. The transcript is spliced from 22 exons. The record is from RefSeq and is a predicted model, not a curated record. Gene Ontology annotation, cellular component: nuclear envelope; meiotic nuclear membrane microtubule tethering complex. Gene Ontology annotation, biological process: nuclear envelope organization. Bases 363 to 3176 code for a protein of 937 amino acids.